Molecule: messenger RNA, 1670 nt
Organism: Wyeomyia smithii (pitcher-plant mosquito)
Lineage: Eukaryota; Metazoa; Arthropoda; Insecta; Diptera; Culicidae
Gene: morgue
Exons: 4
Coding region: 105-1283 (392 amino acids)
Biological process (GO): protein polyubiquitination
Cellular component (GO): nucleus
Molecular function (GO): protein binding
Source: RefSeq, a predicted model, not a curated record
CUGUCAAAGUGAUAAAAAUUUGGUAAUCGCUUGUUUGUUUACGUACAGUUUUGGGUGAUUUAUCGAUAGGAAGUUUUUAAGGAUCUCUUUGCCAUACUGUACCAAUGGCAGCAGGAUGUAGUAAAUCGUUUGGAUCCAAGUUCGAGGAAGAGCUCUACUAUGAUGUAGAAUACGAGGAUUUUUGCAAGAAUUUUGAAUUUUCGAAUUCAUCGUCUUGUUGGAUCUGUAACGGCUACUAUGGUUCCAGCUACGGGGAACCACUUUGCGGUACAUGUCAUGCUUUCAUAUUUCCUAAUCAUUCAAACGAAGAAGCCGAAGGACUAGUCACGGAAUUCUCUGAUGAUGAAGAUUCCGGUAAUGACGAGCCGCCCGAAAAUGGUUCCGAAGCUAAGGAUCGCCCAGACGAUGAGGAUUCAGACUACGAUUUGGAGCGACCACGACCUUCUGCGCCGAGAAACUUGAACCAGUAUUUAGAUUUGCUCUCACAGCCGCGUGACUCUGAUGAAUCACAGCAAAAAAUAUGCUCACUUCCGGUGGAAGUACUACUCUCAAUUUUCUCCUACCUUGAUGAUCUUUCGCUGUGGAAUGUAAGCGAAGUAUGCAAGCAGUGGAAACGAAUUCUCGAGGUUCACACUCCACAACAGAUGUGGCGAAAAUACACUAAAGAACGGUGGCCGCUUUUCCAGCAGAUUUCUACCAUUCCCAACUGGCUCUAUAUGUAUGGUGCCCUCAUGAAUUCAUGCUUCUGCCGAACAUGUCUCAUUCAAAUGGCAUUGAAAGCACCCAUGCGCGGUAGAGUAAACCACAUUCGGGCAAACAGACUACGGAGUGAUAUUCGCUCGCUGGAUCUAGAUGCCACCGAAGGAAUUGAUGCCGUCGCCCUCGAUAACCAGCUGUUCCACUGGCAAGCAUCGAUUCUCGGCCCAGCUGGCAGUCCGUACGAGGGAGGCAAAUUUUUCCUCUAUAUCGUGAUUCCUUGUUCGUACCCAAUGCUUCCGCCACAGGUUCGAUUCCUGACGAAAAUUGUUCACCCUAAUGUGUCACGCCACGGAGAUGUGGGCAUUGACAUUAUUCAUCACAACUGGUCGUUAGCGUUGACCAUCUCGAAGCUGCUGCUGUCGGUUCAGAGUUUACUAACAGAUCCUUUCACACAGAUUUGUAUGGAACCCGAGCUUGGUCGAAUGUAUGAAAACGACCGACCGAAGUUUGAGUCCCUCGCCAGACGCUGGACAUGGAAAUACGCCAUGUACGAGGUUCUACCACCACUUGAGGGAUUACUCUAAACAGCUUAGAGCAAAUAGUUUGACGCACACAUUUUCACUAUUUUUGUGAAGUACUUUAUAAAAGUUUUCCGUCUCAAAGCCAUCCGAUUUUAAUUUUUAUAACUCAAUUCCUCCGGUAAGUCGUGUGGUGAGUGAUGAAUUGUAUACUGGGUGUUGAAGAAUUCAAGUUAAUACUUUGAGUUUGCGAACCUUUAAUUUUAUUUAUUUAACUUAUCGUGGAGCAAAGCCAGACAACGAACGUGAUGAAAAAUAUUUUCUUUUAUAUUUCAUAUAAAACUCAAACGCUGCCAACAGUUGGCGGCAAGUAUAACGUUAGAAGAUACGGAUCAAUUUAUCGAUGUGACUGAACUAUGAAAUAAUAAAGUAAUGAAAGUAAUAUGAGGAUAA